Molecule: messenger RNA, 2940 nt
Organism: Lutra lutra (Eurasian river otter)
Lineage: Eukaryota; Metazoa; Chordata; Mammalia; Carnivora; Mustelidae
Gene: UAP1L1
Product: UDP-N-acetylglucosamine pyrophosphorylase 1 like 1
Exons: 9
Coding region: 50-1564 (504 amino acids)
Biological process (GO): UDP-N-acetylglucosamine biosynthetic process
Molecular function (GO): UDP-N-acetylglucosamine diphosphorylase activity
Source: RefSeq, a predicted model, not a curated record
CCGUAGGAGCGCGCGGGUCACGAGUGCCCGCGCGGCCGGUGGCGGCGACAUGGCCUCGGAGCGGGAGGUGCGCGCCCGGCUGCAGCGCGCGGGCCAGGAACACCUGCUGCGCUUCUGCGCCGAGCUGCCACCGGGUCCCCGCGCCGCGCUCCUGGCCGAGCUGGGGGCGCUGGAGCCGGAGGCGCUGCGCGAGCACUGCCGGCGCGCCGCUGCGGCCUGCGCGCACCCCCCGGGGCCGCCGCCCGACCUGGCCGCGCGCCUGCGGCCCCUGCCCCCCGAGUGCGUGGGCAGCGCGAGCCGGUGCGACCCGGAGAUGCGGCGACUCUGGGAGGAGGAAGGUUUCCGCCAGAUCUCCCUGAACAAGGUGGCCGUACUGCUGCUGGCGGGGGGGCAGGGCACUCGCCUGGGCGUGACCUACCCCAAAGGCAUGUACCAGGUGGGGCUGCCGAGCGGGAAGACCCUGUAUCAGCUGCAGGCGGAACGGAUUCGGCGGGUGGAGCAGCUUGCUGGCCAGCGCCACGGGACCCGCUGCAACGUCCCCUGGUACAUCAUGACCAGUGAGUUCACACUGGGGCCCACGGCCAAGUUCUUCAGGGAGCAUGACUUCUUCCACCUGGAUCCCAGCAACGUGAUCAUGUUUGAGCAGCACAUGCUGCCUGCAGUGACCUUCGACGGCAAGGCCAUGCUGGAGCAGAAAGACAAAGUUGCCAUGGCCCCAGACGGCAACGGGGGGCUGUACUGUGCCCUGUCAGACCACCAGAUUCUCGAGGACAUGGAGCGUCGGGGAGUGGAGUUCGUGCACGUGUACUGUGUGGACAACAUCCUCGUGCGGCUGGCUGACCCGGUCUUCAUCGGCUUUUGCGUGCUUCGCGGCGCAGACUGCGGGGCGAAGGUGGUGGAAAAGGCGUACCCAGAAGAGCCGGUGGGGGUGGUGUGCCAGGUGGACGGGGUCCCUCAGGUGGUGGAGUACAGCGAGAUCAGCCCCGAGACUGCGCAGCUGUGCGGCUCCGACGGGAGUCUGCUCUACGGCCUGGGCAACAUCUGCAACCACUUCUUCACGCGAGACUUCCUCCGGAUGGUCAGCAGCGAGUUUGAGCCCUUGCUGAAGCCACACGUGGCUGUGAAGAAGGUCCCAUACGUGGAUGAGGAGGGAAAUCCGGUAAAGCCGAUAAAACCAAACGGGAUAAAGAUGGAGAAGUUUGUGUUUGAUGUGUUCCGGUUUGCUAAGAGCUUUGUGGCCUUUGAGGUGUCCCGGGAGGAGGAGUUCUCUCCGCUGAAGAACGCAGCCUCAGCUGCCAGGGACAACCCCGCCACCACCCGGCGCGCCCUGCUCAGGCAGCAUUACCGCUGGGCCCUGCAGGCAGGGGCCUGCUUCCUGGAUGCCGGUGGGGCCCGGCUCCCGGAACUGCCCAGCCUCCCCGGCAACAGAGAGCCGCCCGCCAUCUGUGAGAUCUCGCCCUUGGUGUCCUAUUCCGGAGAGGGUCUGGAGCCAUACCUGCAAGGCCGGGAGUUCCGGUCCCCACUCAUCCUGGAUGAGAACCAGGCCAGUGCCCUGCAGCUCUGACUCACUCACAGGACUGCAAACCCCAGGCCCUGAAAGGUGGGGACACAGGGAUCUCCGCCAGGGUGGGGCCGCUCCCAUCCUUGGUUCCGUAGAACACAUACCCAAAAACUGCUGUGGACCGAGGAGGGCUCUUUAGCUGAUCUCCGGCUUGGGGGGUCUGGGUGGGAGACAGAGGUGUGGCAUCCCUGGAGAGAGCAGUGACCCCGUGUCUGUUUGAGUGGAGACCGGAGGACCAGUGGCACCUCUAGCCGUACAUGCAGAUCACCUCCCAAGGGGCACCAGACACUCCAGCUUUUCUGCAGAUGCACAUACGAGGCAAAAAGAGAAUGGGACAGUGUCCCACCGUCCCACCUCCCAGGGCGCUGCGGCCAAGGAGCUGCCCCCUCCCUCCUCCUCUAGACGCUGAACUGGGACAGGACCCAGCCCCCACCUUCCCACCAGCCCCAACCCACACACAGCCGGCACACCUAAAGCUGGGUCCUCUCAGUUUCCCUUGGACGCCACGUCUACAGUGGGUUCGGGCUGCUGAAUUUUCCGAGCUUCCCCCACGACCCAGUGGGCCCAACGCCUGCGGCCUCACGUGGCGGUACAUCCAGCUGAGGUAUAACCGACCAGGGAGCUCCGUCCCCCGGCCAGCUUGCCAGCAGCUUGCGACAACCUGGGUGCUCAGGCUCCUCCCGGGUUCCACCUCCACCUGUGCGCCCACCUGGGCACGAGGGCAGGGCCAUGCCCAAAGCCCAGAGAAGGACUUUGCUUCCACCCAGGCUCUGCCAGUCCUUUGCAAACCUCAGAAUUGAAGCAUGUGCCUCAGGACCCUUCUCUCAGCUGCUCCACAGGCAAGCAGGGGCCCCGACAGAGGCAGGUCCGCCAGGUCAGGGGUCCUGCCCACAGCUGCGGCUCCUCCCCUCCGCAGCUGAACAGCCCUGCAGCCUCUUCCCGACGCCAGCUGGAAACACUACGGCAGAACAGCUCGCUUUGAAGGGCGCGGUUUAUUUUAAAUUCCUUACACCUUUACAUCACGUUUCAAACACCGCACGGAGCGGGACGGGGCCAGGGCAGCCGCCCUGGGGCAGCGGGACUCGCAGCUCACAGGAUCGUGGGGCGCCACCGGACCAGGAACGCGAAGAGAGCCCCGCAGUGCUUUCUUACGGGGGUGCGUCCCCGUGCCCACUGCGCACCCAAAAGGCAGGACGGGUCCUCCCCACCAUGCUGUCCCUCAGGCUACCGUUAGAGCCUCGAAUCCCAGACCACCCGUCACGCCACUGACUUCUCCACGGAGGGCUGCCGGACUCCCCGGUGUCCCCCGGGGUGGGGGCGGGGAGGAGGGCGCCUUUCCAAUAAACUCAGGACGCGCUGAUGUGUCCCCGGCCGAGCGA